Molecule: messenger RNA, 849 nt
Organism: Cetraspora pellucida
Lineage: Eukaryota; Fungi; Glomeromycota; Glomeromycetes; Diversisporales; Gigasporaceae
Source: the annotation of a GenBank genome assembly
AUGCUUGAUAACCAGAAAACUGCCAGCAAGUCCGAUUCAAUGUUUAAUGAUCAGGAAAUUGUUAGUGAGUUCGAUUUAAUGUUUAAUGACCAGGGAACUGUCAAAGACCAGGAAACUGUCAAAGACCAGGAAACUGUCAGAGAGUCUGAAUCAAUAUCUGAUAAUAAGUCUGAUGACCAAGAGACUAAUAAUGAGUGCAUCCCAAUGUUCGAUAAUCAUGAUAUUGCUAAUAAGUCUAUCUCAAUCUUGAAUAAAGAUAAUACUGAUGAGUUUGACCAAAUAUUUGAAAGAGGUAUACUAAAAAAUUAUGAAGAAACUGAUAAUGAAUUCUGGAGUGAUGAUAAAAAAAAUUAUACAAAAUUUUUUUCAACUUCUGUUGCACAAGUCAGAGGUCAAACAUAUUUGUUUAAGUAUCGACUAAUAAUUUCAGCUGUUAGAAAAAUUCUCCAGGAUCAAGAAAUCGCGAUGAACUGUGUUUUUGAUUAUCAGGAGAUUUAUGUAUUAAAUAAGGCAUGUAAAGUUUAUAGAAGUAAUGAAUAUAGAAAUCUUAAUGGAUUGAGCACUGAAACAUAUGAAGUACUUCACAAGCAAUACAUUAAAACUCCAUAUAAAAUGUCUAACAAAUGCAAUAUUGACAUCCAGAUUUUACAAAAGCGGUUUUUAAAGUCACUUAUCGAAAUAUAUAUGCAUGAUGAAGAACAUACUUCUGAAAUUCUUGAGGGUUUAUGCCAUCUCAUCUCCACAAUAAAUGACUAUUUUGAUUUUAUGUCUGUAUCUGAAGAAGAUAUAAAUAAAUCAGAACUAGUCUUUAUUUUAUACGAAUCUUUUGCAUUGUCCAACAAAGAACAA